AUGGGAAUAAAACAGACUCACAUCCAUGCAGCUCAGCAGAGCAGCUUCCUGCUGAGAGCAGCUCUGCUCUCGGUGCUGCUGUGCGGCCCGUGGCGUGCAGCGUCAGACUCGGACGAGGCGGUCCCGACCAAGUGGGAGAUCUGGAAGAACAGCCAUGGCAUCAAUCACGAAGAGAUGGACGACAUGGAGAGGAGGGCCAUCUGGGAGGAGAACAUGCGGAUGAUUGAAGACAAUAAUCAAGGGUUUUUUAUGGGGAUGAGGCCGUUCACUAUGGCCAUGAAUAAAUAUGGAGACCUGACCAGACAAGAGUACCGGGUUUUGCAAGGUGCCAUCAUAGACACCCAGUUUGUAAAGAGAGGGAGGACCGUCUCUGCCCGGAGGCUGCGUGACAAUGCCAGGAAGUUAGAUGCCUGGUUUGUCGACUACAGGAACCUGGGUUAUGUCACUGAGGUGAAAGACCAGGGUUACUGUGGCUCAUGCUGGGCCUUCAGCACUACAGGAGCUAUCGAGGGACAAAUAUACAAGAGGACAGGUCAGCUCGUGUCCUUGAGUGAGCAGAACUUGGUGGACUGCUCGAGGGCGUACGGUACCUACGGCUGCAGCGGAGCCUGGAUGGCCAACGCCUACGACUAUGUGGUGAACAACGGGCUGCAGUCGACAAGCACCUACCCUUACACAUCAGUGGACACCCAGCCCUGUUACUACGACAGCAGACUCGCAGCCGCUCAUAUCAAAGACUACAGGUUCAUACCCAAAGGGGAUGAGCAGGCUCUGGCUGACGCCGUGGCAACCAUUGGUCCAAUCACAGUAGCCAUUGAUGCAGAUCACUCAAGCUUUCUGUUCUACAGCUCAGGAAUAUACGAUGAGCCCAACUGUAACCCCAACAACCUGAGUCACGCGGUGCUGCUGGUUGGCUACGGCUCUGAAGGAGGCCAAGACUACUGGAUCAUCAAAAACAGUUGGGGAUCCAGUUGGGGCGAAGGCGGCUACAUGCGAAUGGUCCGGGAUGGCAGAAACACUUGUGGCAUUGCAAGCUACGCCCUGUACCCUAUCCUAUGA
Molecule: messenger RNA, 1059 nt
Organism: Seriola dumerili (greater amberjack)
Lineage: Eukaryota; Metazoa; Chordata; Actinopteri; Carangiformes; Carangidae
Gene: cts12
Product: cathepsin L1-like
Exons: 8
Coding region: 1-1059 (352 amino acids)
Biological process (GO): immune response
Cellular component (GO): lysosome
Molecular function (GO): cysteine-type endopeptidase activity
Source: RefSeq, a predicted model, not a curated record